CAUCAUGUCGUCAACUUUAACCUCUCCUGCACUGGUAUAAAUAAUCCGAUUUUCUUGAUCAAUGUCAGUCGAACAAUUGCUGUCGUUCACUGGAAACGAGAAACGGAAACCAUGAAGUGGCUGUUGUUGCUUGCGUUCGUUGCCGUUGCUACGGCUAAAUUGUCGACGGAAGAGAGGGCCGAUGUUUUUGUCAGAAGACUAUCCAAAAGGUUUGAUCUCGCGGAGGAGGAUGUUCAAAAUUGUAUUAAAACUACGAAUACAACGUUGGAGGAUGUACUGUACGCGACCAACUAUGAAAAUGACGAGAUGAAUAGAUUUAAGAGAACAUCUUGCGUGACAGCCUGUUGUGCCAAAAAGAAAGGAUUGAUGGUUGGAAUGAAGUUAAGCCCACCGGUAGUGCUGGAGCAUUUCAUGAAGGAUCGCAUGCCCAUUCCGCCAGAAGAUAUCAAGAAGUUCAGCGAUAGUUUAACUGCUUGCAACGAAGAAGUGACGGAAACAAAGGACGAGUGCGCUGCGAUGUAUCAGAUUGUUGUUUGCAUUAUCAACAAGUACAGAGACGAACCGCACCCACGUCUGUACUAAUAUCCUUCUGAUUUCCACCUUUACAAUUGUGGAAAACGAACAAUUGCUUCUCUGGGAGAUUUUUUAAUAAGCGACAAUAUAAAUCAAUUGAAAUCCCUUGUAUCUUAUUAUUGACCUUAAUAAAUGUCCUCUCGCAAUUCGCGUACGAAAAUGUAUAUCAAUUCAACUGCUCGAUGGCCUCAGUGUCAAAAUAAAUAAAAAAAGUAAUUGUAAAACAAA
Messenger RNA from Nomia melanderi (Alkali bee), 801 nucleotides. RefSeq lists its product as uncharacterized. NCBI's taxonomy places the organism in Eukaryota, Metazoa, Arthropoda, Insecta, Hymenoptera, Halictidae. The record is from RefSeq and is a predicted model, not a curated record. Gene Ontology annotation, molecular function: odorant binding.